Molecule: messenger RNA, 4550 nt
Organism: Scheffersomyces coipomensis
Lineage: Eukaryota; Fungi; Ascomycota; Pichiomycetes; Serinales; Debaryomycetaceae
Gene: SAC3
Product: Sac3p
Exons: 1
Coding region: 202-4125 (1307 amino acids)
Biological process (GO): mRNA export from nucleus
Cellular component (GO): nucleus; cytoplasm; transcription export complex 2
Source: RefSeq, a predicted model, not a curated record
AUAAUCACCAAAACGAAAAUAAAAAAUAAAAAAAAAUGUCAAAUCUCCAAACAGAACUGAACUGAACUGAACUUGUCUUCGUCAUCAUAUCAUAUCACAUUUAAGUUCUGACAUCGGAUUGUCUGACAGUCAUAUCACAUCUUGUACAACGAACCUUGGUCAUAUAAGGAUUCAAAGCGUAUAGGCUGGCAAGAAAGGAUAAUGUCAGCAUUUGGUGGGAUGUCAAACCUUACCAAUGGUAAUGGGUUUGACUUUAAAUCGAACCAAAAUGGAUUCAAUCCAAAAUUUAAUAAUGGGUUCAGCGAUCCACGAAGGAGUGGUCAAGGUAAUAAAUCAACUAAUAAUAGUAAUAACAAUCAAUCUAAUCGGGCUAAUGGUACAGCACUGUCUAAUAAUAAUAGAGGUAACAGGCAAGGAAACAGUAAUAAUAAUGGUGCCAAGGGCCAGCAGAGGAAGAAACAACCUCAACAACAAUCACAACCAUUGAAAACAGAACGAAAUAAUCGAACUGAACUGCCGAUGCCAAUGCCAGUGGAAGAUGAUCCAUUGGAUAUACCGACAACUGUUAUCCCAAGACAAUCACAAUUACAAUAUCAAAAUUAUUCAUCUAAUGAAAUAUCAUUAACGGGUAAUUUAUUCAAUUCACCUCAGGAUUUAAAUCAAUUUAAACGAAUCCCUCAAAAGAACAUACGACCUCGUCCUAUACCGAAAUAUUUAUUAAUUCAACCUAGAUUAUUACAUACUCCAACUUUCCAACAGAAUGCUUGGGAUCAACAAAAUCAAGCAAAAAUGAGAGAAAUGGAAUUAUCAAAUGGUGGUAAAGAUUAUCAAGGAUUAUAUGAAGAGUUUCAAAAAAUGAGAGAAAUCGAAAGGAAACAAAUGGAACAGUUAGGAUUAGUCGAUGCUGAAAAUAUUAGUAAAGAUUUAAAUGAUGCCAUUUCAUUUCAAGGUACUUGUUUAGAUAUGUGUCCUGUAUUUGAAAGAGUAAGAAGAGCAUUAGAAAAUAACGUUAAGGCUUUAGAAAGAGAUCCUAUAUCUAAGAAAAUCGCUCCUGAAAGAGCUGUUAAAGCAUUUUCAAGACCUGCUGCUGGUCAGCCACCUCCAUUACCUUCAGAAGUUCGUCCUCCUCAUGUUUUAAAACAAUCAUUAAAUUAUUUAGUUGAUACUGUUCUUGAUCAAUUACCUGAAGCUCAUUCAUUCAUAUGGGAUAGAACAAGAUCAAUCAGACAAGAUUUCACUUAUCAAAAUUCAUUUGGACCAGAAGCAAUUGAAUGUAAUGAAAGAAUCGUUAGAAUUCAUUUAUUAUCCCUUCAUGUCAUGGCUGGUAGUGAUGUUGAAUAUUCCCAACAACAAGAAUUAGAACAAUUUAAUAAAGCCAUGCAAACUUUAAUUGAAAUUUAUCGCGAUGUUAGAAAUAAUGGUGGAAGUUGUCCUAAUGAAGCUGAAUUUAGAGCUUAUCAUCUUUUAAGUCAUUUGAGAGAUCCUGAAUUAGAAAGAGAAGUUCAAAACUUACCUAGUCAUAUUUUCCAAGAUCCAAAAUUACAAUUGGCUAUCAGAUUAAGACAUAUCAUAUCUCAAAAUAAUAUAGCGGAAAGAGGAGUGGCUAAUACUAUUGGAGCAGUGAAUUUAUUUGCAGAAUUUUUCCAAGUGGUUUUCGAUAGUUCGACUACUCCAUUCUUAAUGGCAUGUUUACUUGAAACUCAUUUUAAUGAAAUCAGAUUCUAUGCUUUGAAAGCUAUGGUAAGAUGUUAUCAUUCAAAGGGUAAAGCAUAUUCUGCUGAUGCUCUUAAAUCUAUUCUUGGUUUUGAUUCAGUAGAGAAACUUAUUAAAUUUGUUACUUAUUAUGAAAUUGAUACUAUGGAAGAAGAUGGUGAAAUUAAAGUGGAUUUAUUUAAUAAAGAAAAAUUGGAAACUAAAUAUAAAUUGAAUUCAGCUCAAGAUAAAGCUAAAUUUACUCCAUCAUAUUCUCGUCAAUUAGUGAUGAAUGGAAGUUAUCGUGAUAUUAUUAAUUCUGGUAAUGAUUCAGUAGUAGGUUUAAACCCUGAUCAGGUUAAUUCAUUCCAGAAAGUUCUUCCACCUCCUUCCCAAACAGUUAAAUCAUUCGGACAAUCUUCUUUUGGUCAAUUUGGUCAACCACUCAGUCAACCAUUUGGUCAACCUCAACAAGCCAAAUUACCGCCUAUCACUAAACAAGAGCCAGCAUUUAGUUUUGCUCCAACUAUAGUCAAAGAGCCAGUCUCAACACCACUGGUUAAUACUCCACCAGCAUUUUCAUUUGACCCACCAGCACAACAACCGCAAGCACAAGCACCACCACAGCAGCCAAUACCACCAGUUGAAAAGUCCACAUUCGGAUUCUCAAAGCCUCAGUCUGUGGCAUCAAUUACUCCUUCAUUCAAUAAACCAAUUAAAGAAAUUAAGACUACUCCACUUAAAUUCGAAAUCAAACCAUCAACUCCAUCUCCUCUUGCCAUUCCUACCAAACUUCAAGAAAUCAAACUGAUACCAGAAUUCAAAAAAGAAGAAAUAGUCGUAAAGAAACCAACUAUAAUACCACCUCCUGCAGCUCCGAAGAAAAUCAAGUUAACAGAUCAUCCUCAAUUUGGACUUGCUUUAAAACAAAUCACUGAUGAGAUAUUUAAUGAAUCAAUAGUAUUGGAAUUGAAAGCUUUAUUACCUAAAUUAAGUCAUUUACAUAAUUUAAAGAAAGAACAUGGUAAAGUCAUACAAACUUUAAGUAAUGAGUUGUAUAAUGCAUUUUUAAGUGAAAUCAUUUAUCAAGAAAUCAUGAAUGCCACCGCCGAUUUCCAAUUCAAGAAGAGUUUACAAAAGAGAAUGAUUCAGAAAUUAAAUGUCAUUGGAGGUAAAUUAAUUAAGAAACGAGAAAUUAGACAAAAGAAAUUACAAGAAUUGAAAUCAGUUCAAUUUAAAGUUCCUCAAAUUAAACGUCCUAAAUCAAGUAGUGAUACAUCCAUGACUCAAAGAUCAAAGAAGAUUAAGGUUAGUAAUACUUCUAUAAUGGAGAAACAGAAUAAAGUUAAUGAAUUAUGGUCUCCGAUCGAUCUUAAUCAAUUUGUUAAUAACUGUACCAAUAACGUUAAGAUAUCGAUUGAGAAUGAGAAUCUUAAUUUGAAAUUCCUCUUAAUUGUGGAGAAUUGGUCCAGUCCAUAUUCAAAAUGGUUGAAUACUAAAUUAUCAUUAAAACCAAAUCAAGUGGAAAAGACUUAUCAAAAUAUAAUCACUAAUAAUAAAAUCACUCUUAAUUUGUUGAGUUUACCAGGCCAAGAUUAUUUAAGUAAAGAUUUCUUCUCUACUACUUCGUUUAUACUCUUUGAAUGUGGUUUAACUGGUGAUUCGAAUGGAAUCAGUAUUGAAGAAAAACUUAAAAAGGAUAGAUUGGUCUUGGAGAAGAUUAUUUCAUUGGUUGAUAAAUUCAGUUAUUAUAAAGUUCAAGUAUUGGUUGUUUAUUGGGAUGCUUCAUCGCUGGGGUCAAUAGUUGAUGUGAUUGAUUUAUUGGGGUUAUCUUCAUUUGAAUCAGAUAAGAAGAAUGUUAGUAGUAUUGUAUUUUGUGAUAUGACCGUUGAAGAUGGAAAUAUCAGUAAUAUUCUUAAUAAUGCUUUCAAAGAUCUUAGUAAGAAGUUCACAUUAGAGUUAACAUCAAGAGGAACUAAAAAAUUAGAUCGAAUCAAUCGAAAGAAGAAACCCCUUUUAAUUGAGAAACCAAUUGAAAUACCUAAACUUAUUGAAGAGAUCAAAGAAACUGAAAAUAAUUUACUUGAGAAAGCCAAGAGAACAAGAAGGUUUGAAUAUUUGAACAAUCAUUUGAAUACAUCCAAAUCAUCAAUUCAUUUAAAGCCUACUACACGUCAUAAAUUUGAUAAUUCUACCUUUGUAGAGAACAAUACUACCAUGUUAUCCAACAUGACUACCAAUAAUAUCAAUGUAUCUACAUUAUUGGGUUUUGGUAAAGGUUUUAUGGAAGAAAGUACUCCUGCCAGUUCACCAAAUUCAAAGAGAACAUACGAUGUCACUGAUGAGUACUCCAAACCAUUGCCAAAGAAUGUACAGCAACUCCGAGAGUUGACUGCAGGUAUCAAAUCUAAAUAUAGAAAGAAACAAACCUGAGAAGGAGCUUACGUUAAAUCAAAUCACAAGCAGUAGAUAUUCCUUCCAACUAUCACUAUACCUCCCUUUGUAUUAUACUUUUUAAUCACCAACAUUAUCAUAGCAUUAUAAUUAUAUAUAUAGCAUCUUAGCAUCUUAGCAUUUAAUAAUAUAUACCAUUUGUAUACUUUAAGCAUAGUAGAAAUCCAUUUCCUGCAUAUACCGAAUCUACUCCUUUAAUUAUUUUUUUUCCAGAGUGAGAGUGAGUGGGAUCCAUUUCGAUUUCAAUUUUGACACACAUUCUUUAAAAUCUGGUUGAAAGUCAGAGGUUUCAGUUGUCCAUUGAUAAUCAAUCGAUUCAUUUGAUAGUAUAGUUGACCAUGGAUCUUUUAAAGGACGCCGCUAAGAACAUCAGUCUUUACGAUGUCAAGGCUUAUGUUCGUAAA